AUGAAACUAGAGCUAAAUGAGGAAGAAAUAUCGCGUGAGAGAAGGAAACACGUUGUUCAGGCUGUUACCAGCACUUCUCAAGAACGAUGGUAUUUAAGAUAUUUUUCCAAGUAUUUUCUGAUCGUUAGAAUGAUAUCUUGGAUGAUUAGGUUUGUUAUCAAUUGUAAAGCACUGAAAACUAAAUUGAAAGGGGAACUGACAGUUAAUGAAAUCGAUGUGGCGGAAAAGAAAUUGUGGAAAAUCGUCCAAGAGGAAACAUUUGUUAAGAAUGUUAAACUUAAAAACCUCUGCACUUUUGUUGAUCAAGACGGCUUGAUAAGGCUAAAAACCAAGGUAAUAAGAAGGGAGGAUGAUGAAUAUUUUCGAUGCCCUAUCUUGUUGCCCUCUGACCACAAGUUAGUUGAAUAUUUAAUUAUUGAUUAUCACCAACGGUUUUCUCAUGUUGGUGUACAAUUUGUGCUCUGUAAUAUUCGACAGAAAUUUUGGAUUUUGCGAGGUAAGAAAACAGUGCAUCGGGUGUUAAACAAGUGCAUUCGAUGUAAACGGUACAAAAUACAACAUCCGGAAACUGUACCAUCUCCCCUUCCAGAGGAUCGAAUAAGAGAAGCCUUGGUCUUUGAAGUAACUGGUAUCGAUGUAGCGGGCCCCCUUUACUCAAAGAAAGGGAAAAAAGUAUGGAUUUUGCUAUUUACCUGCGCUGUUUAUCGUGCGGUCCAUCUUGAGCUUAUCGAUAGUAUGUCAACAGACGUAUUCCUGCUCGGUCUCCAAAGAUUCAUUGCUAGAAGGGUACGGCCGAAAGUUAUAUAUACAGACAACGGGACUAAUUUUGUUGGUGCGGAUAAUCUCUUGAAAUCCGUAGAUUGGAGACAGAUUGAAUGCGAUUCUUCAGUUUCGAGAAUUCAGUGGAAAUUCAAUCCCCCAACUGCAUGUUGGUAG
Messenger RNA from Uloborus diversus, 936 nucleotides. RefSeq lists its product as uncharacterized. NCBI's taxonomy places the organism in Eukaryota, Metazoa, Arthropoda, Arachnida, Araneae, Uloboridae. The record is from RefSeq and is a predicted model, not a curated record. Gene Ontology annotation, molecular function: nucleic acid binding. The coding region runs from base 1 to 936 and encodes 311 amino acids. The transcript has a single exon.